UCGUCCCUUCCCAUAAUUGACUCAAUCAAAUAUAUGUGUGAUACGUAGUAGUUCGUUGAUUCAAUGGCAAGGCCAUCAUUUCAAAAGAAUUUAAACUUGAGCCUAUGUUGUCAGUUGUUAUUCGCAGUUCAAGCUAAAGGGAGCUUGGUUGUUUAAAGGAGAUCUCGUUCAUAAAAUGUGUAGGCCUACUUGUUCGACUCUUUCAUUUUUAUCAGUGUAUUGUUCAUUAUCAGCGCAUUAAUCUUAUGCAUAUUGGAACUUGGAAGGCUCCUAUUGUUGGCUGACCAUCAGAAAAAAUCUGAGCAUAAUCUAGAGUCAGGGUUCUCUGAAAAGGAAUCAGGUAUGUUGCAGCAAAUACUUCGUGACAUGUGGGUUGAUCCAGAAUUAUUGGCAGAGCUGGAUGAAUCACAGAAGCAGACAUUGUUCUGUAGAAUGAGAGAGGAACAAAUCAGGCGGUGGAAAGUGUGGGAUGAACAAGAAAAGAAAAAGCCAUUCAAACCUCCAUCUAUUGAUCGUGGUGGGGGAAGAAGAGUACAAUUCCUGAUGGGUGCAGAUGGAAAUCCAUGGACGUGGGUGAUGGGAGAGCACAAGGACGACAAAAGCAUAGAUCAGAUAUUGGAGGAAGAAGCUAGGGAAGCUGCACGAACACAGGCCGAAAAAGAAGCUGAACAACUCAGACUUUCUGUUGAGGCUGAACUGACAGAGUUGCUAGAGAUCAGUGGCCAAAAUGAAAUAGGAACGAUAGAGGGAACUGAAGACAUCUACUGCUCGGUGGACGAACUGAAGUUGCACAACAAAAUACCUGCAACGCCCAUCGUGUCAACUCAACUCAUCAACGAUUCCAGGCGGGAUGCCUUACAAGAGAUCUCAUUAAACAAGCCUCACAAUGUAUCACAAAGGGUCGCCAUGUGGGAGAAGAGGGUUAUGGAAGAAAGAACUUCUGAAAUUUUCAAGAAGAUUCAGAAAAAAAAGAUGGAAGCCGUCAAAGAAGCCGAGGAGGCAGAAUUCAAGCAAGAGCAGCUAUGGAGGGAGCAGGAGAGAAGAGCCAAAGAAGCUGAACAACAGAUUAGGGAAAUAGCACGUCGGGCCAGAGAAGAGCAUCGAAGAAGUUCCGUUCUAGAGAUGGACACAUCUCCACCCAACACUCCUCUAAUAAAUACAUCACUAAGUGGUGCAGUCAACAAACAGUCGUCGCACCUGGGCUUUGACGGUCCGAAGCCCCCCAACAAGGAGGCCAUAAUCGAGUGGUUCAGAUCCAGUGAGGUCGCUCGCAAGGCUGGACUAGAAACUGACAAAAAUGUAGUUGCGCCGUGGUUCCAUGGACUGAUAACAAGACAAGAGGCUGAAAAUCGACUGAGCUCACAGCCGGUGGGCAGUUUUCUGGUUCGAGUUUCGGAGCGCAUCUGGGGCUACGCCAUCAGCUACAGGGACGAAGACCGCUGUAAACAUUACUUGGUCGACGCUUCCAAUGGCCAUUAUCAGUUUCUUGGAUCAAACCAAAUCGCACAUAACACGCUAGGUGAUCUGGUGGCGUAUCACAGUAUUAAACCGAUCACUGUAAUUGGCGGUGAGACGCUGGGUAUUCCAUGCCGGAGGGCAGUCGGGGAGUCCACUCCAGCCAUCUUUAAUGGACUUCUCAUCAAGGCGCGAUGACUAUCUGUGAUCUAAUUUAUUUUACCAGUUUUUCCUAUUGAUUUGAGUAUGAUUCCUAGCAGCAUGAAAACGUUAUGCCCUCACUUUCAACGUUCAAAAUUUGAGCGUAUAUUGGUUAGUCAAAAUGGCGUGUACCGAUUUAUCAAACAAUAUUUCAAUGCAUUUAAACUCAAAUAAUAAAUGUUAUGGAACUCCCUUACGAGAUGAGAGAAUGAAACAGAUAUUGAUUAUUUAAUUUGUGUCAAUAUUCAUUUCAUUCACUCUUUUGUACCCUUCGGAAACCGAUGUGUAUAAUCUAAUAAUCUGUUUCUUCAGCUCUGUGGACCACAUUGAAAGACUGAUGAAAGAUCUAGUAUCAAUCCAUUAGAACAAAACCUUUAAUUUUAUACUUUUAUACAAGUGAGUUGCUUCUUGGAGGUUUAACCUUUCUUUUCAUUUUUAUUAAUUUUCAUCAACAAACUUUCCUCACGCAAGCUUCCUUAAACAGAAAAACUAGCAAGUUUAAAUUGUAAAAUUAGUAGGUUUUAUAAAUUGAAUUGUAGGCUUUAUAAAUAUUUUUCAUUUCUCCUUCAUUUGCCUAUUCUUAUGAUACGAAUCUCUCAUAAUGUUCAGUUUAUUGGAACUAUUCAAGUAAUUUACAAUUUUUUUCAAGUGACUACAAUUUUUUAUAAUUUAGAAUAUUCAUUAAUCCCUUAUUAAUUGUAUAAAUAACUAGUCUUAAUAUGUAUUGACAAGAAUUAUAAAUUGAGACUCGCGUUCUCUUUGUCUUCAAGUCGUCAUCACCUUCCAUUAACACAAUGAUAGGAGAAAAACGACUUGAUAGAUGAGUAACUCAAAAAUAACCAUUUGUAGACAUUUUCUAUUUCAAAUUCAAUCCAGAAUACAUUGAUAGGAUAAUUUAUUUCUCUUUUGGAAAAUUUAUAUCGUUGAGAUGAUUUUUCAUCAUUUGAAAUAAUUAAUAAAAUAGUCAACAUAGCUGUACAAUCUAUGUUGUGUAAUUUUUAUAAUAUAGAUAGAUGUUUAUGCAACAGUGAAACAUUUCAGAUACACCGUAAAUGCAUUCCUAGUUGGACUAUUACUUUUCCUCAAUUUAUAAAAUGUAAAUGUUUUGUAAAUAUUUAUUAUCAUUACUGGAAUAUUAUUACAUAAUUUACUUUAUUAAGCUGUCGACUAUUAAUUUUGAAUGAUAGACUAUUUAAUUAAUAAUAAUUACGUCAAGAAUUUGGAUGAUCAUUAUUGGAUUAACUGAAUUCUUCCAAUAUUUGAAGAUUAAUAGUAUUGUUUGGUUGAGAAAUAACUCAUAACCAAAAUAUUUCAAAUUCAGCUUUUAAAUUCUUCAAUCCAUUAUACAAGGAAUUUAAACUGAAAGAAUUGAGCUAAUACUCUCAUACACCAGUAAACAUAAAUAAUCCAGUUAUGAAAUAACUAGUUGCCAUUGAAUUGUAGAAUUUAUUCAUUUCUACCAUGUUAAUUAUUAAGCCCAUAUUUAUGAAGUGUUGAAUGCCAAGUUUUAAAGUUUUAUAUGUAUUUAUUAUAGUGAACUUUAUAGAUGAAAAUUGUGAUAUAUGCUUCAAAAUAUGAAAAUAUUAAUGUUUUAUACCAGACUAAGAACAAUUUUUUUGAAAACAUUUGUAAAUUAGACAUUAAAUAAUGUUAUAUUCUGAGCUGU
Messenger RNA from Nilaparvata lugens (brown planthopper), 3322 nucleotides. Its product is annotated as SH2 domain-containing protein 4A. The record is from RefSeq and is a predicted model, not a curated record. The transcript is spliced from 9 exons. Lineage: Eukaryota; Metazoa; Arthropoda; Insecta; Hemiptera; Delphacidae. Bases 343 to 1653 code for a protein of 436 amino acids. Gene Ontology annotation, cellular component: cytoplasm.